CACUUAUGAUGUUCAAUCUGAGUCAUCCCAUCCAUCUCUUUCCACCACGUACAAGACACUCGCAUAUUCAGCAUCUUCUUUCCUCUCAUUUGUCAGCAUCGCCAUCAUCACUCACAAAACCGUUUCCGUUCUGAUGAAUAAAUGAAGAACAUGAAUAAUUACAGAGAGAAAGAGAGUGAGUUUCUCGAUUGAAUGAAGACAGCAGAAGAAAAUUAAUUAAAACAUCAAUUAUUUCAGAACUCCCCCCCCCUAUCUCUCUCUCCACAGAGAACGGCGAUAUUCAAGAUCGAAUUUUUAUUUUUUUUCACAAAAAAAGUUUUAAGGAAACAAAAAGAUUUUUAAAAUGGCAAGUCUGUAAGGAUGGGGGAUUAUUCAUAACCCGUUUAUCAAUCCAUCUCAUCAUCACAUGCUUAUUUGAUUUUAAUAUUCCCUUCCCAACCCCCCUUUACACACCUUCUAUUAAAGCAGAGCUGAAGAAGAAGAAGAAAGAAACAGCUUUUUGAAGAUCUCAGUGUGUUUCCUUUUCAGAGAAAAACUCAAACUCAGAAGAAAAAAACCCGGAAUCCUUUGUUCUGUGGAUAUUUAUUUUGUUGGUAUUUGAAGUGAAGAAGAAAAACUUGUAAUCUGUGGAUAUAUUACGGAUUUUUUUGAUUGAUUUCUAGAGAUGGAGAAGUAUGAUGUUGUUAAAGAUAUUGGAUCUGGGAAUUUUGGUGUUGCUAGACUUAUGCGACACAAGGAAACCAAAGAAUUAGUUGCUAUGAAAUAUAUUGAGAGAGGUCACAAGAUUGAUGAAAAUGUAGCAAGAGAGAUUAUAAAUCAUAGAUCUCUUCGACAUCCAAACAUUAUCAGAUUCAAGGAGGUUAUUUUAACUCCAACCCAUCUCGCUAUAGUAAUGGAAUACGCAGCAGGUGGAGAACUCUUUGAACGAAUCUGUAACGCUGGAAGAUUCAGUGAAGAUGAGGCAAGAUAUUUCUUCCAGCAGCUUAUUUCUGGUGUUCAUUACUGCCAUGCUCUGCAAAUUUGUCACAGAGAUUUGAAGCUUGAGAAUACACUGCUAGAUGGGAGUCCUGCACCUCGGUUGAAAAUCUGCGAUUUUGGAUAUUCAAAAUCAUCUAUACUUCAUUCGAGACCUAAAUCAACGGUUGGCACACCGGCAUAUAUUGCACCAGAAGUUCUUUCUCGUAGAGAAUACGAUGGAAAGUUGGCUGAUGUCUGGUCCUGUGGAGUAACUCUUUAUGUUAUGCUUGUGGGAGCAUACCCUUUCGAAGAUCAAGAAGAUCCCAAGAAUUUCAGAAAGACCAUUGGACGUAUAAUGGCUGUUCAGUACAAAAUCCCUGACUACGUUCACGUAUCUCAAGAUUGCAAACAUCUUCUUUCUCGCAUAUUUGUUGCGAAUCCAUCCAGGAGGAUUAGCAUUAAGGAAAUCAAGACUCACCCAUGGUUCUUGAAGAACCUGCCAAGGGAGCUAACAGAGACAGCCCAAGCAAUUUAUUAUCAAAGAGAACCCCCUGCAAGCCUUUUCAGCCAGACCGUGGAUGACAUAAUGAAAAUUGUUAGUGAGGCCAGAACCCCUCCUCCAUCUUCUAGGUCUGUUGGUGGGUUUGGUUGGGCAGGAGAAGAAGAGGAAGAGGACGAGGAGGCCAAAGAAGAGAAUGCAGAGACAGGAGAAGCAAAAGAAGAUACAGAGGAUGACGAAGAUGAAUAUGAGAAGAGGGUCAAGGAAGUUCAUGCAAGUGGUGAAUUCCAUCUCACUUAAAAGAACCAGAUUUAUCUUCACUCAGUUGCUUUCUUUCUUCUCCUUUGUUAUAUUUUUUUAGAGAUUUUUUGUUCUUUCUGAAAACUGAAGUUGAAUUUGGGACUAUUACUUACUCUUUUUUAGGAUCUUGUUGCUCUUCUGAAUGUAUGUAUAAAAGUUAUACUUUUACUGUUGCCAUGUAAUUCAAAAAAUCAUGGGUUUAGAAGGUAUUUGUAAGAACAGACUUCUUUCGCCAUUGAAGGUCCUUCUUUCUAAAGAAGAAGGUAGUAUACUCUGUAUCUAGCUUCAAA
Molecule: messenger RNA, 2046 nt
Organism: Papaver somniferum (opium poppy)
Lineage: Eukaryota; Viridiplantae; Streptophyta; Magnoliopsida; Ranunculales; Papaveraceae
Product: serine/threonine-protein kinase SRK2A-like
Exons: 10
Coding region: 665-1756 (363 amino acids)
Biological process (GO): intracellular signal transduction; protein phosphorylation
Molecular function (GO): ATP binding; protein serine/threonine kinase activity
Source: RefSeq, a predicted model, not a curated record